AUGGUGGACACGGUCAAGCAGAUGCAACGGGAUGAUCCUACCGCCAAGGAGCAGUGGCAGGCGUUCUGCGACCAGUUCGGGAACGGCGUGCGGGACCCUGCCAAGCACGACAUCUCAUUCCUCAACAGCUUCGUCACCCAGUACCAGUCGGGGGCGCGCCUGGAGUACAAGGAGGGCGCGGAGCUCGUCAAGUUCAUCAAGCACGGGCAGAGGAAGUCUCAGGGCUGGAAGGCAUCGUGGGAGUCCUACUGCGCCACGAACCCCAAGAACAACGGGAGGCCGGAGCACGACCCCGCGAAGCACGACUCCCAGUUCCUAGAGGGCUUCUUCGACUUCAUCGGCCGCAUGGCGGGCGGUGGCCAGGGCAUGGCGGGCGGCGGCAAGGGCAUGUACGGCGGCGGGGGCAUGAUGGCCGCGCCCCCCCAGCCCCCCCUCAAGAGGGGGUUCGGCGGCAUGGGCACCGCGACAGGCGACCCAUUCAGGGACCAGCUGGUCGCGAAGAUCAAGGCCUUCCAGCGCACGGGGGAUGCCGCGAAGCAGACUUGGCACACGUUCUGCGACACCAGCCUGGGUGGCAUGUACGACCCCUCUCGGCACGACGCCGCGACGCUCCAGAUGUUCAUCGACGCGAACGGCAUUAACGACAUACCCGUGUCGCCCAUGGGCGGCAUGGGCGGCGGCGGCGGUGGGGCAGGCGCGGGCGCCGACCACCCGCUCGUCGUGAGGAUCAAGAGCUACCAGAGAACUGGGGAGGCCCAGAAGCAGGCCUGGCAUACCUACUGCGAGAGCAGCCUCGGGGGCAAGUACGACCCGGCCAGGCACGACGUAGCCGCCCUGGAGACCUUCGUGAUGACCUACGGGGUGCCCUGA
Prorocentrum cordatum is the source of this 870-nucleotide messenger RNA. NCBI's taxonomy places the organism in Eukaryota, Dinophyceae, Prorocentrales, Prorocentraceae. The record is from the annotation of a GenBank genome assembly.